UGUCUUUCAUAGGCCUGUGUCCGGGGUUAUCUGGUGAGGAAGAGGUUCCAAAGCUUACAGGAGGAGUAUCAGAACAUGGUUAACGAGAUUGAAGGGGAUUUGGGUCAGUUGCAGUGGAAAGGGCGCUUUAUACCAACACCUGUUUUUCCUCAAAAGAAGCAGAUGAAAGUAAAGCGAUUAAUUGAUCAAGAACCUAGAUCCAAAGACCAGAAUAAUACAGCAAAAGGGCAGCAAAAGCUUUGUCCUCUUGAGACAAUAGAGCCAGAAAAGGACUGUAACAGUAGGAGUUACAUGAAACCUACAGCCCAGCUUCAAAGUGAGGAGAUGGUCGUAAGAGGUGAAGACAGCAGUGUGAAGCAAGGUCCAGAGUGUGAUGCAGAUAAAUCCACUGGACAGGACUGCAGCUUGUCCAGGGAGAAUACAGAAUGGAAGAACUAUAGCAAUGCAACAUCUGUAUGGAGCAGUACUGUUCUGGAGACAGGGUCUACUGCAGCCAGCCAGGAACUCCCAUUCAAGAGCAUACAGCAGGAGCUGCCUCAGACUCUUCCUGACCUCCAGUGUUAUCGAAAUCACUUAGCUAUGGAGCUGCUGUGGCUGCAACAAGCUAUCGUGAGCCGUAAAAAGUAUUUGAUCCUGAAACAAAGGCUGGGGACUCCCGAGUGAUAGGGAUCUGUUUCAAAGAGUCACGGGAUAUGCUCACCUCGGUAUGGAGGAGCAGUGUUCUCUGGGACCAGGUGGGCUGUGUCCCAUCCACAGCAGGUGGGGAAUCGCUGGCUUUAGCAACAUGAACUGCAGUUGCCCAGAAAAGCACCAACUCCGUUGUGGCACAGAAGUUCUCCAUGGUUAACUUGUGACUUCUCCUGGGAUUUUGUCACAUUUGUCAAUAUAAGUUAUGAAGACGUUUGCUUUUAAAC
This is a messenger RNA of Pelodiscus sinensis (Chinese soft-shelled turtle), 914 nucleotides long. The record is from RefSeq and is a predicted model, not a curated record. NCBI's taxonomy places the organism in Eukaryota, Metazoa, Chordata, Testudines, Trionychidae.